Molecule: messenger RNA, 249 nt
Organism: Sugiyamaella lignohabitans
Lineage: Eukaryota; Fungi; Ascomycota; Dipodascomycetes; Dipodascales; Trichomonascaceae
Gene: YSA1
Product: Ysa1p
Exons: 1
Coding region: 1-249 (82 amino acids)
Source: RefSeq, a predicted model, not a curated record
AUGUUUAAUGAUCCUGGUUUUUGUAAUACAAACAUGAAGAUGGUGCAAGUUUCGGUGGAUCUGAACGACCCUCGCAACAAAAAUCCCAAACCUCAAUUGGAGGACGGUGAGUUCAUCGAGACAUUCACUGUUCCAUUAGCCGAGUUACCAGAACAAUUGGAAAACCUUUCGAAACAAGGAUAUAUUUUAGAUGCCAGGAUUCAAAAUGUAGCUGACGGAAUUGCACUGGCUCGCGAACACCUGCUUUAA